AUGUUUCCAUCCGACGAAUCAGAGCGAAGGAGCCGUUCGACGAAUGAGAUUAAUCAGAGACGACGGCGAAUCAGAGCAGGCCGAAGGUCAAAUUGUGCAAAAUCCGGCGGCGGAUGUGUCCGCAGGCAGCUUUGUGAUCUCGAGGUCAAAGAGCGGUGUCAGGACCAUAUGAGCGCAGAUGAGCGCAUGCGUGAAUUCCUCUCUCGCUCCGUCUUAUUCAGAUGCGCCAAAGAAAAGAAGAUGCAGACUCCGACUUAUUACCUCGAGGCUCUCGACCCGCGUUCUUUCAGGGCCGUCGGCGGUCUGCUUCGAAGUGCGACGUCGGACAUUUUAACAUCUGCACAAAUAAAGCAAGAUAUCGAUGACGAUGAGGCGCUAAGUACAGAUCUCGGGGCGCGUGUAGCGAUGGGUUGCGUAUACAUGGUGGAGGGUACAACGGAGACUGUCCGUGGUCAAGAAGAACAAGAGAAAAUGGCGUGGCGUGUCCGUGGAGGGGCGUAA
Stereum hirsutum FP-91666 SS1 is the source of this 501-nucleotide messenger RNA. RefSeq lists its product as uncharacterized. The coding region runs from base 1 to 501 and encodes 166 amino acids. NCBI's taxonomy places the organism in Eukaryota, Fungi, Basidiomycota, Agaricomycetes, Russulales, Stereaceae. The transcript is spliced from 4 exons. The record is from RefSeq and is a predicted model, not a curated record.